Molecule: messenger RNA, 1227 nt
Organism: Malassezia globosa CBS 7966
Lineage: Eukaryota; Fungi; Basidiomycota; Malasseziomycetes; Malasseziales; Malasseziaceae
Exons: 1
Coding region: 1-1227 (408 amino acids)
Source: RefSeq, a predicted model, not a curated record
AUGCACGAUCGUCGCAUACCCUUGGAUGUACCGCUUCUUGAUGCUUGGAGCAGCCACACAGACGUAUGGAAUGCGCUGAUUCGUGCGCGUGUAAUGAAAGGCGAUAUAGUUGGCGCUCGUAUAUGGCUAGAGCGCUUUCGUCUAGUGACAUCCGAGUCUUUCGCUCCUAUCUUGCGCACUACAUACUCAUGCCUACCCCCUAUCAAGAGUGCGUCUCCGUAUUUGACAUUGAUGCACAGUAUGUCGACGUCGCAAGGAAUUCAUCAUUUGCUCGCACAUGUAUCUCGAGCUGAGCGUGCGCGUCUCGAACGCCAUGCAACAUCUCUCGAUGCGCCGUUCAAAACGGCAGCUAUUUACGAUGUCUUGGAUGCAGUGCGACAAGACGGAGUGGUGCCUGGUGUCGCCCUCCUCAACUUUCUUGCAAGCUUUGAGGCAGGAUGUGGACGUGUUGAGCGUGGUGCAUCGCUAGUCCUGCAGGCUCUUUCGCUGGAACGUGGACCCGCGUUUGCCUUCAAGCGGACACACCCACAGACGUUAGACUCGCGGCCGCCUGCCCCAACGCUUGGCUCACGCCUGCACAUUUCAUCUGUGUCGGUGCUCUGUAUAUUGCAUGCAGCAGAAGCCCAGCGUGUUGCCUCACUUGAAAAGGCGAGGAUGCACAUGCCCAGCAUCACGACCGCACCGAUAAGGACGACAGCUUUGCAACCAUUAGCCUGUACACCAUUUCCUUCUCCCUCCAUGAGCAGCAGUCAUUUGAACGUGUCGACCAUGCGGGGUGUGCUUGCGCACUGCAUGGAACUUGUGGAAAGUCCCAAGCGCCCUUCGAGCGCCAAGCGCCAAGCUGCAUCGUGGUUAGCGAAGAAAGGAUCGAACCUACUCAAUGACAUGCUGCGAGCCAUGUUAUUUGUGAACGACUUUCCUGGUGCCUGGUACACGAUCGGUCUCUAUCGAAAAUGGGGUAUAACGCCCAACGCAUACACGCAUCUCGCUUUGUGGCAGCGGUUCUCGCACACACAUUUCUUCACGCACGACUUGUCGUUACCAACCGCUACGAUCGAGGCUAUGCGGACCACUUUACAGCAUGUGAUUGAACAGCAAAUGCAUGAGCUCAUACGGAGUGAAAAGAUCGAGACGCCGGUCUGGGCGGCCCUAUGCCAAGAACAAUGUGCAUCGGCUGGGUAUGCGAUGCACCAAAUUGAGUGGGAUGCUCUCCAGCGACUCAUGUGA